GGAGGUCCUUGGCAACACAGACCCAGAUAGACACGAAAAUACAUUGUAACAAGAAUCAGCUAACAUUGUUUACCUAAUGAAUUAAUGCGUCAAGGAACUAAAGAAGAUUCACUGUGUGCCACGGGUCCAAGGAUUCGACAGCAUUCAUAUCUGGAGGAGUGGGCUAUUCAAAUCUCAAUCUGGAAAUGUUAUCAACAAUGUUCUGCACUGAUUCGAUGCAUUAAUUCAGAUUUCUAACUUAAACAUCUAGGCUACUGUACAGCAUUCCAAAAAUAAGCAAUGGGGCAUCCUCCUCUUGAGUUCAGCGACUGCUAUGAGGACAGUCCGGAUUUUAGAGAAAGACUAAAAUGCUAUGAAUUAGAAUUGGAAAGAACAAGCAAAUUUCUCAAAGAUGUAAUCAAAGACGGCAACAGUGUAAUCAAUGCAAUCAAGGGUUAUUCAGUGGCAGUGCAGAAGUUCUCCCAGACACUCAGUGUGUUCCAGUUCGACUUCAUUGGUGAUUCUCUGACAGAUGAUGAAAUGAACAUUGCGGAGUCUUUCCAGGAGUUUGCUGGUCUCCUACAGGAAGUGGAGGAUGACAGGAUGAUGCUGGUUCAGAAUGCUUGUGAUCUGCUUAUCAAGCCACUGGAGAAGUUUCGCAAGGAGCAAAUAGGAGUGACAAAGGAAAGAAGAAAGAAGUUUGAGAAAGAGAGUGAAAAAUAUUACUCUCAGUUAGAUAAACAUCUAAAUUUGUCAGCUAAGAAGAAGGAAACUCAGCUGCAGGAGGCUGACGAGCUGCUGGACAAAGAGAGGCGGAACUUCUAUGAGUCGUCAGUGGAAUAUGUGUAUCAGAUCCAGCAGGUGCAGGACAGGAAGAAGUUUGAUGUGGUGGAGCCUGUGCUGGCAUUUCUUCACAGUAUCCUAACACUCAACAACCUGACGGUGGAGAUGACUCAGGACUUCAUGCCCUAUAAGCAGGAGCUGCAGCUCAGCUUGCAGAAUACGCGGAACCACUUUGAGAGCACUCGUGAGGAGAUAGAGGAGCUGAUGAAGAGAAUGAAGCAGCAAACCCAAAUUGGUAAAAUGCACAGCCAACCAGUCAUUGAGGGCUACUUGUACUCUCAGGAGAAGUGGGCCUUGGGUGUGUCAUGGGUGAAGUACUACUGUAAGUAUCACAAAGACAGCAAGCUGUUUGUCAUGGUCCCUGCUGAACCAAAACCUGCAACCAAACAGGGCCCCACAGAGCUGAAGCUUAAAUCCUGCUUCCGCAGAAAGACAGAGUCCAUAGACAAGCGCUUCUGCUUUGAUAUUGAAACUUACGAGAGAAACACACCUGUCACACUCCAGGCAGUUUCGGAGGCCAACAGGAAGUUGUGGAUGGAGGCCAUGUACGGAAAAGAGCCUAUUUAUCAUUCCCCAAUUCACAAGCAAGCUGAAAUGCAAUUGAAUGAAGUUGGAUUCAAGUUUGUGAGAAAAUGCAUCAACUUUGUUGAAACUGAAGGACUCACACAAGAAGGAGUGUACAGAACUGUUGGCAGCAACAUCCAAGUCCAGAAGCUUUUAAAUGUAUUUUUUGACCAGAAAUGCCCAGGGGAUGUGGAUUUCCACAGCGCUGACUGGGACAUGAAAACCAUCACCAGUGCCAUGAAGUUUUAUCUCAGGAGUCUAGCAGAGCCUCUGAUGACCUACGGUCUCAACAGGGACCUCAUCUUAGCAGCAAAAUCGGAUAAUCUAGAUGAUCGACUGGGUGCAAUCCACUGCCUGACGUACAAACUCCCAGAGAAGAAUCGAGAAAUGCUAAGCCUACUGAUCCAACACCUGGUCAAUGUCUGCGGUAACAGUGGGGACAACCUGAUGACUCCCUCCAACAUGGGUGUGAUCUUUGGCCCCACCCUGAUGAGGGCAAAGGAGGAGACUGUGGCAGCCAUGUUGGAUAUAAAGUUCCAGAACAUUGUUGUUGAGAUUCUCAUUGAGGACUAUACCAAGAUCUUCUGCAGCGCACCAGAUGAGAGUUCCACAGCCCCACCGAUGCCUCCUCCAAGGAUCACCCCAAGGAAACGGCAACCAAUCACCAUCGCCAAGCGUCCGCUCCGCAUCUGCCUAGCAGUUAAUUGUGGCCAGCUCCAGAACACUGAGAAUGAGCAGAAAGGCAGCAGGCAGAAUGGCAGCAGACCAGAGGGGGUGGAUUUUGGCGGGGACACCCCAACGAGCCCCACACCUCUCCAAAGGACCAAACCCAUUACCGCCCCUCCACGGCUCCAUAGGGACACUCAAAGGCAGGCCCUCCUGCCCAAGCCAUCCACCCGCCAGGACAGACACUCAGACUCUGACGUUGCCAAACUUGUCGCUAAGCUACAAGACGGAGGUCAGAGGUCAGAUGCAACAGCCAAUGGUGAGACAGGAGUCACUGUGAACCGAGCGCAGUCCUUCCAAUGUAGGAGACCACCUCCUCGAAGUGUUGCAGUCAUCAGAGAAGCAAAAAGUGACGGCAUGAUAAAAACGAGGUCUCUAGCUGAGAAGCCUGCCAUCUGCAGACCUCCAACCAGACCCCCUGACCCCCCUAGCCGAUACCCUGCACCCCACAAGAGCCCCACUGCAGCCCCCAGCGAGGACACCCCAGCGUCGUAUGUUGCUUCCAAAGCCAAGUUUUUUGAGAAUGCUUCAAGGUAAUUUGGAAGCUCAUCGGUCUCACCUCCAGCAUCUACUUUACUCAAUGUGAAAGAGGAGGUAUGAUGUCCUGUGAUUUCACCCCCUCCCCUCUUACACUUUGUGAACAAGCAGACAGAGGGAGAGUAAUGGUUUGACUGAGCUACUGCAGAAGCGAUUUAGGGAUAGUUGAGAUAAUAGCUCAGCUUCAUACGUACAGUAUACCUGGAAUUGGGUUUCAAACACGUUACUGGUUUGAAAUAGGCCUUGCUAAGCUUUUAUGAACAAAUGUUGCCCUUAAACCAGAAGUAAAUGCCCGGGCCCUCUCCACAUUUGUUUUUUAAAUAAUUUUCCUUGUACUUUUGUGAUCAAAACCACUCUUUAUUUUCUCUUAGAAUUUAAGUUGAUGAGUCUGUUUCCAUGGCCUCUACUCCUGUCACUGACCUGUGGAACUGCAGUGAGUAUCUGGACACAUACUGUACUGUAGUGGAACAAAGGAAACAGAGUGCAUUUUGUCCUGUCAGUGGACACCCUCCUGCUUGUUGCUAUAAGGGACCCAAUUAACAUGUUGUUUAAUUUGUGAUAAAGGAGCUCCAGUCUAGAUAUGAAAACAAUCUGUUUAUUAAAGGAGGCCUUUUAUAUGUCUGUCUGAUCCAAAUCUUGGAGAUUUUGACAGCUGGAUCGAUAUUUAUACAUUCUAUGGGAUCAACCCUGUAAUGAUAUAAUUUAAACAAAAACAACUUACCCGUUAACUAAAUUAUGUAAUGUUAACUAAAUGAAUCCUGGUCCAAGUGGCUAGUUCCAGUAUACAGUUAUUUGACUUUUAAACUGCUCGAAAACAAGCUACUGUAGCUACCUAAUACCAUUUGGAUUCACAUACAUGUAGGCUAUACUGUAGUACCCUACUGUAACAGGUUGAAAUGAAAGCAAGCGACUCGGUUGUAGCACAAUAUUGUUAACUACUGUAGUAUCUUAAAGCAAAACUGAGAGCCAAAGGUGCAGAUUCUAAGUCUCAGUUGUUAUUUUACUGCUGCCGUUUAAUUAUUUGUGACUUUUAUUUUCAACUUUUUACUUAUCUAUUUUUUACUUAACACUUAUUUUUCUUAACUUCUUAAAGCAUUGUUGGUUAGGGGCUUGUAAGUAAGCAUUCCACUGUAAGGUCUACACCUGUUGUAUUUUGCACGUGACAAAUAAAAUGUUAUUUGAUUUGAGUUAUAUGAUAGGACUGUUGACUAUACUCCUUCUGUUCAUGAUGCACUUUGAUGAUUGAAAACAGACCACAGGAAUUCUGAUGUGCUGAAUACCAUAAUUCAUUUGGUUAAGCUUAAAGUCCUACUGUACCAGCCAUGAUAGCAAAUAAUAAGUAACGAAUAAUGAUCCACUCUCUGUCACACUAUGUUAGAUGCUGUUAGAGGGAAAGUGUCUCUGUCAAAAAAUCACAACCAUUCCCAUGUUCUUAAGAACCCUCAAAGCUGGAAUCCCUAAAUUCGUAGUGGUGAAACUGCCAUGUUCAUUUGCGAUAUUACAACAACAAAGACACUUCAACAACCAACACAGUUUUUCCCCCCCUUCGGACAUCAUUGCACACACAAUAGAACAGCACAGUAUGUACAACGACUUGUUUUUACCACGAUGCUAGAUGCUACUAUCCUCUUCAUAGUUAAAACAAAUAAGAUCUAUGCCUGGGGCGACCAUUGAUGCUGUUUCACCUUAUUCAGAUCUCAGCUUUAAGAACUCGUAACUAAAUUAUUUUGGAUAGUGGAAGCCAAAUUAGCACUGGUUUAUUUGAAGGCUCAGCAGUCCUAGUUUUUGCCAUUGUUAUUUUGUUGAAACUGAUGGUUGGCAUCUCCCCAUUUCCAUUUGGGUACUGUCAUUCAUACAACACUCCAACAUGAAUGUUUAUUAAGUAGUGACAUGUAUGUAGUGUGACUAAGACCACCAUUUACAGUUGAAGCCGGGAGUUUACAUGCACCUUAGCCAAAUACAUUUAAACUCGUGUUUUCACAAUCCCUGACAUUUAAUCCCAGUAAAAAUUCCCUGUCUUAGGUCAGUUAGAAUCACCACUUUAUUUUAAGAAUGUAAAAUGGCAGAAUAAUAGUAGAGAAAAUGAUUUAUUUCAGCUUUUAUUUAUUUCAUCACAUUACCAGUGGGUCAGAAGUUUAAAUACACUCAAUUAGUAUUUGGUAGCAUUGCUUUUAAAUUGUUUAACAUGGGUCAAAUGUUUCAGGUAGCCUUCCACAAGCUUCCCACAAUAACUUGGGUGAAUUUUGGCCCAUUCCUCCUGACAGAGCUGGUGUAACUGAGUCAGGUUUGUAGGCCUCCUUUCUUGCACACGCUUUUUUAGUUCUGCCCUCAAAUUUUCUAUAGGAUUGAGGUCAGGGCUUUGUGAUGGCCACUCCGAUACCUUGACUUUGUUGUCCUUAAGCCAUUUUGCCACAACUUUGGAAGUGUGCUUGGGGUCAUUGUCCACUUGGAAGACCCAUUUGUAACCAAGCUUUAACUUCCUGACUGAUGUCUUGAGAUUUUGCUUCAAUAUAUCCACGUAAUUUUCCAUCUUCAUGAUGCUGUCUAUUUUGUGAAAUGCACCAGUCCCUCCUGCAGCAAAGCAUCCCCACAACAUGAUUCUGCCACCCUCGUGCUUCAAAACAGUUCUAUUUUUGUUUCAUCAGACCAGAGGACAUUUCUCCAAAAAGUAAGAUCUUUGUUCCCAUGUGCAUUUGCAAACCUUAGUCUGGCUUUUUUAUGGCGUUUUUUGAGCAGUGCCUUCUUCCUUGCUAAGCGGCCUUUCAGGUUAUGUCAAUAUAGGACUCGUUUUGUUGUGGAUAUAGAUACUUUUGUACAUGUUUCUUCCAGCAUCUUCACAAAGUCCUUUGUUGCUGUUCUGGGAUUGAUUUGCACUUUUCGCAACAAAGUAUGUUCAACUCUAGGAGACAGAAUGUGUUUCCAUCCUGAGCAGUAUGAUGGCUGCGUGGUCCCAUGGUGUUUAUACUUGCGUACUAUUGUUUGUACAGAUGAACGUGGUACCUUCAGGCAUUUGGAAAUUGCUCACAAGGAUGAACCAGGCUUGUGGAGGUCUACGAUUUUUUUUCUGAGGUCUUUGCUGAUUUCUUUUGAUUUUCCCAUGAUGUCAAGCAAAGAGUCACUGAGUUUGAAGGUAGGCCUUGAAAUACAUCCACAGGUAUACCUCCAAUUGACUCAAAUGAUGUCGAUUAGCCUAUCAGAAGCUUCUAAAGCCAUAACAUAAUUUUCUGAAGUUUUCCAAGCUGUUUAAAGGCACAGUCAACUGAGUGUAUGUAAACUUCUGACCAACUGGAAUUGUGAAUUAUAAGUGAAAUAAUCUGUCUGUAAACAUUUCCUGAAAAAUGACUUGUGUCAUGCACAAAGUAGAUGUCCUAACCAACUUUCCAAAACUAUAGUUUGUCAACAAGAAAUUUGUGGAGUGGUUGAAAAAUUAGUGUUAAUGACUCCAACCUAAGUGUAUGUAAACUUCCGACUUCAACUGUACAUAGUAAUUACAUUGGCAGGUACUGUACAGUGUACCCAGUGUGGGUACACAACCCACAUAGGACCAGCAACUGUUAAACCGGUUUGUGGCUUGUACCAUUUCAAAGACUUGCAAAUUAAUUCACAAUGAAGAUUACUAUGUCAUUUUAAGAAUGCGUUAUAUUAAGAGGGGAGGUUUAUGCAAAGCUAAUAUGUAUUAAAAUGUCAAUGUAUCACAGAUGUGAGGACUGUAAUUUACCUACCUGAACUUUAGCAACACUUACUAUGGAGGAAACCAUUUUAUCUAACAUGUUUUUAACCACCUUUUUUGCACUUAACGUGGGUCCUUUAAAAAAUAUAUAUUUUCUAUCUACAUUCGGAUAACUUGUCUUUAUUGAUUUAUUUUAAUUGAUUCAUUAAUGAAUGUUUCAUUUGUGGAAUGUUGUGAAAAGGACAUUUUAAUAAAUCGUUUAAGCAGUGAAGGGAAUUGUUAGGAAUCCUGGGUUGUGUGGAAGGUGAUGAGCAUUUUAUUUAGUUGUCUUUAAGGAUUUCUGUCUUAGAAUAAUUUGUGAAAGAUUGACAGCGCAGUUAAGAUCUUGUCAUUGGUGUUCCCAGAGAUUUUUCAUCUUUAAAUUGAGUCUCAACUCCCAUUUUAUUUCUGUGAACAUUUGAACCAUGAAACAUACAUUUACUUGUAUGUGUCUGACCUGCUUGACCGUGUCUGUAAUUUGUUCUUACAGGAACAACAACUGUAUUCAUCAAAAUUAUAUGAUUGUAUAAAACCAAUAUGCUCUUCAA
Messenger RNA from Salvelinus fontinalis (brook trout), 6906 nucleotides. RefSeq names its product oligophrenin-1-like. Gene Ontology annotation, biological process: signal transduction. Gene Ontology annotation, cellular component: cytoplasm. Bases 280 to 2649 code for a protein of 789 amino acids. The transcript is spliced from 23 exons. Gene Ontology annotation, molecular function: protein binding; GTPase activator activity. The record is from RefSeq and is a predicted model, not a curated record. Lineage: Eukaryota; Metazoa; Chordata; Actinopteri; Salmoniformes; Salmonidae.